AUGUCGGUUCAGGACCUCGCUAUGCUGAAAAAACAGCGCGGGCUUAUCAAAGCUUCCUGCACGCGUAUCAAAACGUACGUAGAUUCAAUAGGUCAGCCUUCUGCAUUAGUAAUCGCUCAGCUCGAGGAGCGUAAAAGCAAGCUAGAAAAUUCCUGGAUUGAGUACAACACCGUACAAACCAGAUUAGAGCUCGCCGAUGAUGCCGAGGCCAGCGAUCGCAUCGCUUUCGAAGAGGCAUUCUAUUCUUUAGCCGCCAGAAUAAGAGAAUUAACCGCUUCAGCGCCGCCAGCACGCGGGUCAGGCGCGGUCUCGUCGUCCACCGCUGACUCGCGGGGGGCGCCUGAAUCGGUAUCUCACGUGCGACUUCCAAAAUUAAGUCUUCCGAGUUUCUCGGGCAAGUACGAUGAGUGGUUCCCAUUCCGCGAUAUGUUCAACUCUGUCAUACAUCUCAAUUCCGCGCUCAGUAACGCACAAAAACUGCAGUACCUCAAAUCGUCGGUUAUCGGCGAAGCAAGUAACAUUAUCUGUUCGUUGGAACUGUCCGACGCCAAUUACGAAGUCGCAUGGUCGCGUCUCAGGGAGCGUUACGAUAAUCAACGCGUCGUCAUGCAAAAUGACAUUAGAGCCAUAAUGGAGCUACCUUCACUAGCUAAGGAAAAUUAUAUCGAAUUACGACAAAUCGCGGACGGAGCCGCGAAACAUUUACAUGCGCUUCAAGCCUUGAAGCGACCAUGCGACAAAUGGGACGACAUAUUAAUUGUCAUUUUGACUUCGAAACUCGAUUCGCGCACGGCCCGUGAGUGGCAGUCCUCCUUGACGGGAGCCGAGCUGCCCACUCUUAAACAGUUCUUCGAUUUUCUCAACCAUUACUGUCAAGCUUUGGAAGCAAGCACAAAGCCAAGUAACAGCGUCGCGAAAGGGGCGGCUAGAAAUUCUCAAUCUGAUUCGAAGCGUCAACUGUCUUGUCUCGCGACCAUUAAAACAAAAUGCAACUAUUGCAAGGGAGAACACUCAAUUUAUCAUUGCAAGGAUUUUUUAGCUCUCCCCGUUCAGCAAAGAAACCUCGAAAUUCGCAGUCGAAAACUUUGUACCAACUGUUUAAGAUCCAAGUCUCACAGUGCAGGUAGAUGCCCUUCAGGCAAAUGCAAGGUAUGUCAGGUCAGGCAUAACACUCUUUUGCAUUCAACACCGGCUCCCCCCGCGGCUACUGAUCAGAAUGGCGAGGAUUCCGGAAAUUUUAAGCCUGCUAAUGUUAUGCAAGUUACGUCCACCCACGCCUCAUAUAAUUCCGAUGGUAACGAUGUGUUUCUAUCAACGGCCGUCGUUUACGCGUUCGAUUGCCAGGGCACUCCUCGACCCUGUCGCGUGCUAUUGGACUGCGGUUCGCAGGCCAAUUUCAUUUCUAAACAAUUUCUAGCAACCCUGGGACUAAAGCCUCGGCCAUUAAACGUUACCAUCACCGGCGUGAACGGUUCCGCGACGACGUCCACGCAAUCGGCUAAGAUACGAUUACAAUCUCGUGUAAGCGCUUACACCGCUAUAACGGAAUGCAUCGUUUCCGAACGGGUGACUGAGAACCUUCCGGUCGCUUCGUUCAAGCGUAAGGCCAUGAAGCUUCCGCGCAAUAUAUCCUUGGCUGACCCGAACUUCAAUGUCUCCUCUGAAAUUGAUAUUCUGAUAGGUGCCGAACUAUUCUGGGAAUUACUGUGUGUCGGGCAGAUAGGCGGUUCGACCGACCAUCCAUUGCUACAAAAGACCAGAUUAGGUUGGGUUUUGGCCGGUCGCUUCGGCGCAGCGAGUUCGCCCCUAUGGGUGCAUUCCAAUCACGCGAUAGUGACUAACCGGCAAUUGCAUGACCAAGUUGACCGUCUUUGGCAACUGGAUGAAAAUUUCGCGGCCUCAAGUACUUAUUCUCCCGAAGAAAGAUUUUGCGAAAAACAUUUUGUCGAUAACGUCUCGCAGAAUUCGCAAGGCCGAUACAUAGUAAAGCUUCCCAUCAAAGAACAUCUUCUUUCCAAAUUAGGUGACUCUCAAGAAAUUGCACUCAAGAGAUUGAGAUCUUUGGAAAAACGUUUCUCGCGCAACCCAUCACUAAAGUCUCAAUACAGCCCCCCAUUCAUGGAAGAGUACUUAGCCUUAGGGCACAUGCGGAGGGUAACCAUGCCUUCUGGCAAGGGCGCGCCAACAUUCUAUCUGCCUCACUAUUGUGUGGUCAAGCCCACCGGGGGCUCCUCGAAGCUCCGCGUCGUCUUUGCUUCAUGCAAGUCCGACUCGAGGGUUUCCCUGAACAAUGUCUUGGGAGUGGGCCCAGUGGUUCAGCAAGACCUCGCUUCAAUACUAAUACGUUUUCGAUACUUUCGCUACGUGAUAACCACGGAUAUUGUAAAAAUGUACAGACAGGUGCUAGUGGAUCCGGCCCAAACGAGUUUACAGAAAAUUCUUUGGAGAAACAAUCCUGAAGACGAGGUCGGCACUUACGAGCUGUUAACGAUAACAUACGGGACGUCUGCAGCCUCAAUUCUAGCCACAAGAUGUUUCAUCCAUUUAGCGGAGCAACACUCCGCUGAACUUCCUCUUGGAUCGCCUUGCGUCAAACGUGAUUUCUACGUCGAUGACUUGCUCACCGGGGCCGACUCCAUUCGCGAGCUUGAACAGAUUCGAGAUGAGGUCAUACGACUUUUGCGGGCAGGAUCCUUUGAGCUUAGCAAAUGGGCGUCAAACUGCCCUCAAUUGUUAGAAUCCCUACGGAAGCAUAACGGUGAAUUGAUUAGUUUAAACAGCGACGAUUCUUCUGUUCUGGGCAUUAGGUGGAGUCAAUCCCAGGACAUGCUUCUAUUUUCAUGCGAGCUCGAGCCCACGUGCAACGUCGUAUCCAAGCGGGUAAUCUUAUCCGAAAUAUCUCGGUGUUUCGAUCCAUUGGGACUAUUAGGCCCCACGAUCGUCAUUGCCAAGCUGAUACUACAGGAACUCUGGCAAUCCGGCGUCCACUGGGAUGAGUCAGUCCCACAAAACCUCCAUGCGCGAUGGCUAAAGCUCAGAGCUCAGUUAUUCGACCUGAACCAAAUACGCAUCCCCCGGGGAGUGAGGCUCAAUUCGGACCUCCACUUCAUACAGUUGCACGGCUUCUGCGACGCUAGCCAAAGCGCGUACGGAGCUUGUAUAUAUGUUCGCACCGAGUCAAGUUCCGGGGAGUACCAUUCCGAGUUGCUAUGCUCAAAAUCUCGUGUGGCCCCUAUUAAGGCCACGUCGUUGCCCAGACUCGAGUUGUCGGCGGCCUUGCUGUUGGCUCGUCUGAUUGCAAGUGUACAAGCGUCAUUGGACAGCACUGAGUACUUGCAGUCGUUGCAAGAGCGAAACAAAUGGAAAAUCAACAAAGGCAUACAGUUGCUGCCCAAUCAGCUCGUCCUCGUAAGACAGCCGAAUCUAGCGCCAUUGCAAUGGUUUCUGGGUCGCGUGCAGGAAACUCACCCAGGCGCUGACGGCGUAGCUCGAACGGCCACGCUUCAGACUUCCAAAGGCUCGAUCACGAGACCCUUAACCAAAUUAGCGAUUUUACCGCUUGAAACCUAG
Messenger RNA from Trachymyrmex cornetzi, 3570 nucleotides. RefSeq lists its product as uncharacterized. The transcript has 2 exons. NCBI's taxonomy places the organism in Eukaryota, Metazoa, Arthropoda, Insecta, Hymenoptera, Formicidae. The record is from RefSeq and is a predicted model, not a curated record. Bases 1 to 3570 code for a protein of 1189 amino acids.